Messenger RNA from Verticillium nonalfalfae, 603 nucleotides. RefSeq lists its product as uncharacterized. Gene Ontology annotation, biological process: tubulin complex assembly; protein folding; microtubule-based process. The record is from RefSeq and is a predicted model, not a curated record. NCBI's taxonomy places the organism in Eukaryota, Fungi, Ascomycota, Sordariomycetes, Glomerellales, Plectosphaerellaceae. Gene Ontology annotation, cellular component: prefoldin complex; cytoplasm. The coding region runs from base 1 to 603 and encodes 200 amino acids. Gene Ontology annotation, molecular function: tubulin binding. The transcript has 6 exons.
AUGGCGACGAACCAAAAAGAUGCAACACCAAGCAAUCCGAGAGGCAUCCCUACUGCGCCAUUCGUCGACAAGGUUGAGGACUAUGUCUCGACCCGCGCUGAUGUCGAACCGACUCUGCGCAACUUCCAGGAGAUGAUUUCGAAGUACCAGUUCAUGGAAUUGAACCUUCAGAAGCGCAUGGGUGGAUUGAACGACAAGAUUCCCGAUAUACAGAAAACACUUGAUUCGGUCCGUUUCCUCAAGUUGAAAAAGGACGAUCCCGAGCCUGUCGAGACCACAUUCGAGCUGAACGACACACUAUACGCGAAAGCAAAGAUCCCGCCGACUGAGGAGGUUUACAUUUGGCUGGGCGCUAACGUUAUGCUUGCGUACGAAAUUGACGAGGCAGAGUCUUUACUGGAGUCCAAGCUCUCGACCGCAAAGUUGAGCUUGUCAAACUGCGAGGAAGAUCUCGACUUUCUGAGGGAACAGAUUACGACAAUGGAGGUUGCGAUCGCGCGAGUAUACAACUGGGAGGUCGUUCAAAAAAGAAAAGACAAGGGUAGCGAAGAAAAGGUUUCCGAGAAGGACAAGGAUCAAGAAGAUGGGGAGCCUGGCAGUUGA